UGCGUGCAUACCGUGGUUGAGAAGAGGGCAUUUGCUGUUCUAGCCUACCCAACCCAAAGUACCAAUUGUGUGGUUACCGACGUAAGUGCGCCUUUCUGAGACGCAGCAUCCAUGAUGAACACGAUUGCUGUCAGCAACGAGACAAAGUCUCAGUUCAUCCGCACCACCAAGGAUGGCCGCCAGAUCCGCUACAACCUGCAGGUAAUCCAGCAGCCCGAGCGCGCGCGUGCCUGUGGUAGCGGCGCAAAGUCGAGUGCCGAUCGCCGUCCAGUUGACCCUCCCCCAAUUGUCGAGCUCCGCGUCUUCGAGAACGACCAGGAGAUCACCUUCGCCUACAAUGCCAACUUCUUCCUCCACGCCAGCUUGGAGAACGCGCGCCCCAUCGCAGCCGGACGCAGCCAGUCUUCGGCGGGCCCCAGCUUCCCCGUCCUCACCGGUACCCCAGUUGCGGGCAUGGCCUACCUCGAGCGCCCCACACCUGCCGGCUACUUCAUCUUCCCCGACCUGUCAGUUCGCCACGAGGGCAAGUACCGCUUGAGCUUUGCACUGUUCGAGAAUCUGGCAGAGGUCAAGGACCUGGAUCCCGGCGACCCAGACGUCAUCUAUGAUGGCAACCACUUUGUCACCCACCGUGCUGAAGUCAAGUCGGCACCCUUCACCGUCUUCUCCGCUAAGAAGUUCCCUGGUCUCUCCGAGAGCACUGCUUUGAGCCGCCAGGUCGCCGAGCAGGGCUGUCGCGUCCGCAUCCGUCGCGACGUGAGGAUGAGGCGCCGUGAGAACAAGUCGUCCAAGGAAUGGGACGAGUACGAUGAGGAGGGUGGUGGCUACGAUCGCGCUCGAGGAACAGCGACCCCCGACAACUACCAUCCACCAUCCAACGCCCCUCUCGAUGAUCGUCCUCGCUCCGUCUCCAAUGCUAGCAACCACUCACUGGUACCGCCACGCCGUCCGAGCAUGGAAGAGAUGGCACAUGGCUAUCCGGCUAGCAAUAGCUACCAGCAACAGAUGCCUCCACCGCAGAACCCUACCUACACACAGAUGCCGUCAUACGCGUCAAGCCAACAGCACCAAUACUCGCAACAGUACUCAGCUCCACAAACAGCGCCUAUGAUGCAGUCUCCUCAACACUCCACUGCAUACUCACAACAUGCGCAACAUCCACAGCACCCGCAACACAGCAGCUACUCGAGCCAGCACCAGUCUCAGCCACCAAUGCCUGUGAGCCAACAGUAUGGAUACCCCAACUACCAGCAGCCGGCACACUAUGAGCAGGUGCCUCCCGCCCGUCAGGAACAGGUGGCUCCCGAUUAUGCUCACCCAGUCGAGUACCGCCGUCCGUCUGUGACCCAGCCGUCCACCCAACAAUACUCGGCACCUAGCCACUCGAUGCAAUCGUACGGCUCUAUGGAUCAGUACAGUCGGCCGCAGCAAAUGAGCCAGCCUUUGCAGCCUCUGCAACCCCUGCACACUUCUCCACAGGCGUACGCUUCGUCUACACCUAGUGCCGUGCAUACACCUAGUCACCAGGCGCUACCAUCAUUGCGACCCAUUGUCGCCGACAAAUUGGAGCCUGUGUCGCCUUCUUACCAAUCGCCUCCCGGUACUCUCUCAGCCACCAUGUCUGUCAACUCUGACGGUUCGGCCCAGAACUAUGCUCUGCCCAAGUUCAACCCACAGGCACAGGGUCUUCCGCCCAUGUCGGCCGGGUCCAGCAACAAACGUUCUUUCUCAAGCACCUUCGAUUCUCGUCACCUGAAUGAACGCAUGGUUGCAGGAAGCAGGCCUCAACCGACCGGUGCCGGCUACACCUACGAUACUGCCGACUCUCCGGACAUGGAGGAGCCAAUGGACCGAGCGGCCAUGAGCUAUCGGCGCCAUGAGCCAGACCCAGCGACGAAGUCUCGCGCUGUACCUAUUUACGCGACCACAUCAUACACCUUCAAUGAUAGCGCGCAUGCCGCGAAUCUCUUUGGUCUCAAGGAAUUUGGAAACAUAUACAGUCGUAUAGGGAACCCCACCGUCGGUGUACUCGAGGCGCGUAUCGCUGCGCUUGAGGGCGGUGUGGCAGCACUGGCAACAGCAUCCGGUCAAGCUGCUCAGUUCAUUGCCAUAGCCGCUCUGGCGCAUGCCGGAGACAACAUCAUAGCGACUUCGAACUUGUAUGGAGGCACGUACAACCAGCUCAAGGUCUUCUUCCCACGUUUGGGGGUGCAGACUAAGUUCAUCAAUGGUGACAAACCAGAUGACUUCAAGGCUGCUAUCGAUGAGAAGACGAAGGCGAUAUAUGCAACAAUUGCGCACGAGGCUGGUGUUCCUGUCAUUGUCGACAACACAUUUGGUGCCGGAGGAUACUUCUGCAGGCCUAUUGACCAUGGUGCUGACAUUGUUGUGCACUCUGCAACGAAAUGGAUUGGAGGUCACGGAACUACGAUUGGUGGUGUGAUAGUCGAUAGCGGGAAGUUCGACUGGGGUAAGCACGGCAAGCGCUUCCCGCAAAUGAUCGAGCCAUCAGACGGUUACCAUGGACUGAAGUUCUGGGAGACAUUUGGAGCCAUUACAUUCAUCAUUCGAGCACGUGUCGAAAUCCAGCGAGACCUGGGCGCAGCGCUCAAUCCAUUCGCCGCCCAACAGCUGCUCCUUGGUGUGGAGACGCUCUCCUUACGAGCAGAGAGACACGCAUACAAUGCACUGAAGUUGGCGAAGUGGCUUGAGAGCAACAAAAACGUAAGCUGGGUAUCUUAUCCUGGUCUCGAGAGUCAUCCGUCACACGAGCUAGCGAAGAAGUACUUACCGCGUGGUUUCGGAGGCGUACUAUCCUUUGGUGUUACAGGAGGUGGUGCAGCAGGUAGCCAGGUUGUAGACAACUUCAAGCUCAUCUCCAACGUAGCGAAUGUUGGCGAUUCAAAGACGCUGGCUAUCCAUCCCUGGACAACAACACAUGAGCAACUGAGCGACGAAGAGAAGAUCAACUCUGGUGUAACCGAGGAUCUCAUCCGUAUUUCAGUCGGCACAGAACACAUCGACGACAUCAUCGCAGACUUUGAACAAUCGUUCUCGAAGUCGGCAACGAAGCCUCAGGAGAAGGGUCAGCCGGAGAAUGCGGAUAAAACUGGCAAUGGUGAGCCCUCUGCUUCAUUGUCUGGUUCCACCUAG
Messenger RNA from Alternaria burnsii, 3153 nucleotides. RefSeq lists its product as uncharacterized. Gene Ontology annotation, molecular function: pyridoxal phosphate binding; transferase activity, transferring alkyl or aryl (other than methyl) groups. The record is from RefSeq and is a predicted model, not a curated record. Gene Ontology annotation, biological process: transsulfuration. The coding region runs from base 112 to 3153 and encodes 1013 amino acids. The transcript is spliced from 7 exons. Lineage: Eukaryota; Fungi; Ascomycota; Dothideomycetes; Pleosporales; Pleosporaceae.